This is a messenger RNA of Dermatophagoides pteronyssinus (European house dust mite), 720 nucleotides long. RefSeq lists its product as uncharacterized. NCBI's taxonomy places the organism in Eukaryota, Metazoa, Arthropoda, Arachnida, Sarcoptiformes, Pyroglyphidae. The record is from RefSeq and is a predicted model, not a curated record.
AUGGAUCAUACAAGAAAAUGUUUUGCCAUUAAAUUCAUUCGACCAAUCAUUCAUACACGGCCAAAAUGUGUUAAUCAAUCACCUCGACUACCAUUACGUACUGGUGAUAUUGUUCGUAUAACUAGUCUAUUUUUAUAUGAAGAUUUUAGUCGUCAAUUUACCGAUGAAGAUCAUGAUAAAGUUAUUGAACUUACCAAUUGGAAUGUAUCUAUACUAUUGGAAGCUAAAAUUCGUUCAAUCAAAGCGAAUCAUCAAUAUUAUGUUGAUUGUGCUUUCCAGGUUUUAUGUACAUUAAAAUAUGAUAAUCGUAUUAUUUUAGCCUGUUGGAAUGAAUUUAUACAGAAAAUUUAUAAUGAAAAUAAAAUCAUAUUCAUUUCGGUAUAUGGUAUACAUCGUGUUGUUGCAACCGUUCUAAAACCAUUAGAUUUUAUUGUCGUAUAUAAUCUGUUGAUAAAAUCGGAUAAUUUUUCCUAUGCUAAACAUUCAUACAUUCUAUAUGAUGGUAUUAAUUUUGGUCGUUGUAUACGUUUGGCUGAAGAAAAUUCUGAAUUAGCAAUCGCCCUGAAAGCACAAAUCGAAAAGAAAUGUGUACUCGGUGAAACUUUUGAUCCAGAAAUCUAUCUUAAUCAAUCCUUAUCACAGAUAAUUGAAAUUUCUAAUGAUGAAGAAGAUGAUCAAGAUGAUGGUUGUUUACCAUCCAAACCUAAUCAACCAACGUAA